Rhipicephalus sanguineus (brown dog tick) is the source of this 2514-nucleotide messenger RNA. Its product is annotated as organic cation transporter protein. The coding region runs from base 16 to 2172 and encodes 718 amino acids. The transcript is spliced from 11 exons. Lineage: Eukaryota; Metazoa; Arthropoda; Arachnida; Ixodida; Ixodidae. The record is from RefSeq and is a predicted model, not a curated record.
UGACGAAUCACAGACAUGGUGGUUGCCGUGUCUGGGUCGACGCUGUCGCCCACGGACCAGUGUCUGUUGCUGCUGGGUCGCCCUGGCCGGUUCCAGUGGCUGGUGCUGUUCCUGCUGGCAGUGUUGCAGAGUCAGUGCGCGCUGAACCUGCUUAGUGCGGCGCAGCUGGCCAGACCCGUCAGGCACCGCUGCCGGGCCAGGCCCAAUGCCACCGUCGGAGGCAGCGACCUCUGGCCCGUAGUGCUCGAUGGAGGCGACAGGAGGUACCACCCGUGCCUACUGUACCGGGAUCCCACCAACCAACGGGCUGGUACGCAGCCUUGUCCGGAUGGUUACGAGUACCUGGCUGUCGACAAGUCGGAAAGUGUCGUCAGCGAGUGGGACCUGGUGUGCGAUCGUUCUUGGCUGGCCGACCUGGUCAGGCUCUACCUGAGGCCUGCAUCUUCUGCCCUGGGUGCUCUGAUCUUCUGCGCAUGCGCUGACCGCGUUGCCUCAGGUCGCAGGACGACACUGUUCGUGGCGCAGGCGCUGCAAGUGUCGUCGGCUGUGGCCCUGCUCUUCGUUCCCCGCUUCCUCGCCUUCGCGCUCAUCUACGCUCUUCAGGCUGCUUGCUCUAUGGGUAGCCAGCUGGUGUCGUUCGUGCUCAUGCUGGAGCUGCUGCCGACGCCGUUCCACGUGCAAGGCGCGUGCGUGCUCGCCGUCGCCUCGACGCUCGGCUACGUCAUGCUGGCCGCACUCGCUUCGCUCAUCUCUUCCUGGCGGUACGUGCAGCUGGCAUUGGCCGCACCGCAGCUCGUCUCUCUGGCAUUCCUAUGGCUGGUGCCUUACUCGUUGCCGCAUCUUCUGCUGCGGGGCCAGCUGGCCUCGGCCGACGUGACGCUGAGACGCAUGGCGCAACUCGGACGUGUGGGCCUUCCACCAGGUUCCGUCAAGUUGCUGCUGCAGUACGCUGCUGCAUCACGGUCGCUUAUCGCCGGUGCUUCCGGAGGUUCGGCUCUGAGCCAAGUCUUCAUCUACAAGCAAAUCCGGCGCUACCUGCUCACCCAUUUGUACCUCUGGGCGGUCGUGUCCUUGUUCCUGGCCAUACGUGUGUCAGAGAUCGCCACGCUGACGGGAAACAGAUCGGCCGACCUGUUCACUCGAGGAUUCCUCUCCGUCGGUGUUCUACUGCUCGUCUUCGUGCUGGCCAGUCGGAUGGGCACUGUCCGCAUCCAGACUCUGCUUCUGGCGCUCGGCGGGAGCCUGUUUGUGGUCGCCGCCUUCUUUGAGCACAGGCGCGUCGCCAGCGAGAAAGGCCUUACGAUUGACCUCUUCUACUCCGGACUGUGUGCACUGUUUGGCUGGACAGCGGUGGUCGUGACCAAAUCGACGAUGCUCUUUGACAUGGCAAAGUCCAUGCCGACAGGGACAAGGGCCUUUGGCCUGGGACUGUGCGUUGCAGUGGGCAGCCUGGCGGAAAUCCUGGCUCCAACAAUAUCUACCCUGGGUGGCCUGCUGCCUUUCUAUCUGCCAAUGGCCGGUUGCGGCGUGCUGGUUCUGACAGCGGCCGGCCUCAGCCUCGUGUUCCCAGACACGUGGAAGCGGCCACUGCCUGCGUCGGCGGAGGCUGCCGACGACGCCAAGAAGUUCGCCAGGACGCGCCGUCGCGGAUCGUACUCGCCUCCUGCGAGCCGGCUUGGCACAGCGACCGCCACGUCGCUGCCGCUGGCCGACGACGGCGCGGCCGCACUCACGGCGGCCAAGAUUCACCGCGCCAAGCAGGCCAGUAUACGUAGUACGCGGACCACGUCCGAAACGUCCUGCAAACGGCCUCUAGACUCCAUUGAAUCGAGCGGUACUCCGCGGAGCACUUUCGCCGCCCAGAUGGUCUAUCCGGAAAAAGGAAGCGUAUACUUCCAGUCCUGCCGAACCGGGCGAAACAUGUCGCUCUCCAAGACGACCACGCGGGCAAACUCUGCGUCGUCGGGCGAGGACAACGAAUCUGACGACGGCGAAUCGAGGCUCACCGACCUGGAAGACGAGCUCAACCGGGCGUGGGAGAUGGGCGCCGUCAGCUUGAGGUUGCCGCAGCAGAGGACGCCUCACCAACGCCAGCAGCACGUCAUGCAAUGCUUUGGCGCGACUAGGAAGAAGCCUUCGGAAGGAAAUUUCAUCAACGAAACUGCCUUCUGAAUAUGAUGCGACGAACGGGCGGCCGCGCGCGUUUUGAACGCUCGUAUUGCGGUAGAAGAAUAACUUUAUUGCUAAGGGUUUGGGUUAAGGGGUCAUCAGCUCGAUUGGUAGGGGCCCUAGUCCAGGGCUCAACUGGCUGCUGCCGCCUGCCUGAUGUGACCAAGAAGCGCUAGCUGUACAUCCUGGUCAGAGCUGGCGAACUGUGGUAACAUUUUUUCAAAUGAGCACAUCUUCAUACCUCUAACUAAAUAACAUACGGUUUCCUUUGGUCGAUGUUCCCUUUGUUUUUGAUUGACUGAAAGGGAGCGAAAUCUCAAGACCGCUGCGAUGCAAGAAACUGAA